CUUUUUACUUUUCGUUUUUGUUUUGCUCGUCUUCCCCUUUUGAAAGGCCUUUUCUUUUAUCAAACAAGCUUUUUUAAUUUAUAUCUCAUUAGAUAGAAAACGACAUCCACACCUGACUAUAAACCGAUAGAGACACGAACGAGAUGCGUAGACCACCCACACAUCGAAUAUUCCGUAGUGCUGUGCUUUCACUAUUGAUGGCUCUCCCGUUCAGCACGAUGGUUCAUGCACGUUAUCUAAAUUUAACCGUUCUCUCACCAAAGCCACAUGAAUUGUAUCAUCCUGGAGAGGAUAUAUCUUUGGAAUAUGUUCCUUUAGACGAUACAAUGGAGCAAUUGAAUAUUUAUUUAGAUAUGUUUGGUAAAGUGACACAACGCCUCUAUGUCAAAUUAGUGGCAGAUAUUUCCCAGCAUCCUUCUGGCAAUUAUAAAGUGAAUGGACAGUCCUAUCCAAAGUAUUCUUAUACAUACCACCUACCUACCCACUUGCCUAUCACAGAUGAAGCAUUCCAGGUUACUUUUGAAACGGCUCAUGGUGAAGUCUUGAUACCCAUUUAUAUACAAAGUCCACCCGCCAGCGUAGAUCAAAAGGGCUCAACAAUACCAUCUGUCCCUUCGUCGAGUAAGAUGCCACCGAGUGGCAGCCGUAGUGGAGAAGCAGAUUGGAAGACUCCACUCUUAGCGCAUGCAACAUUGCCAAGCACGAGUAUUUUACCGACAGCGACUCUUCAUAGUAGUGACAGAAAUACCAAUGACCAGACACCGGGCACAUUAUUCAGCCGCACUACGAAUGCGAUAGCGACACCAGCAUCAUCUCAGUCGAAACGGGUGGUUACUGUCACAACCACCAUUGUCAUUACGCCCCACAAGCCAACACCUACCGCUCUGUCGAGUGGAUCCUAUCCAUCGUCGUCUUCCUCCUCCUCCUCUAUACUCCCCAGCUCUUCUUCGUCAUCAGCAACGUCUACCGCAACGAUGACUGCGAGUACAACGCCUACUCCACCGGAUAAAGACUCUUUUAUUCGUCAUCCUUCCGCGGCGGUGAGGACACACAGGAUGACAGACAAAAAGGAUCGGACGCUGAUGGCUUCCUUGAUCACACUUUUACUCGCGCGAUUAUUAUUCGUGACCUUAUUAUAGACUGACUCCAUCACAUGUGGUGUACUCAUUUAAUUAUUAUUUUUACAGUUUAUCUAUUACCCGUAUUCUCUCUUUACGCACUGUUUUUUUUAAACCAAACAAUUACUUUCAUCCUCAUUUUUUUUUUAUUCACAACUCAUUUAAAGAACGGAUGCAGUAAGAAACUCCAAGGAACAUGCAUAGAAGCAAACCUUUAAGCUCUUUUUGCAAUUAUUUAAUAAAAGAAAAAAAAAAAAAAAAAAAAAA
Messenger RNA from Mycotypha africana, 1385 nucleotides. RefSeq lists its product as uncharacterized. The record is from RefSeq and is a predicted model, not a curated record. The transcript is spliced from 3 exons. NCBI's taxonomy places the organism in Eukaryota, Fungi, Mucoromycota, Mucoromycetes, Mucorales, Mycotyphaceae. The coding region runs from base 144 to 1139 and encodes 331 amino acids.